Prunus mume (Japanese apricot) is the source of this 1728-nucleotide messenger RNA. RefSeq names its product pentatricopeptide repeat-containing protein At3g24000, mitochondrial-like. The record is from RefSeq and is a predicted model, not a curated record. Lineage: Eukaryota; Viridiplantae; Streptophyta; Magnoliopsida; Rosales; Rosaceae. Gene Ontology annotation, biological process: RNA modification. Gene Ontology annotation, molecular function: protein binding; RNA binding.
UUCUGUGAUGGUGCUGCUAUUGAAGACCCAAAUGAAUGGUUCAGCUAGGCAAGCAGAGCUUUUAUUAGUUUCAUGGAGGGAACCCUUUAGGUUAUUAGGAUUUUUCAUUGGUGGUGUGAGAACAUACAUGACCCCUCAUUACAGAGACUCUUAUCACUAUACCUACUUGCUACAACACUGUAGAAGCACCAAAUCAAUAAAAAAACUGCAUGCCCAGAUAAUCAUCGGAGGUUUUGAGCAAAACCCAUUUGUUGUUGCAAAGCUAGUUGGCAAGUAUGUUGAGUGCAGUGAACCAAGCAUGGAAACUGCACGGAAGGUGUUUGAUAGGUUGUUGGAGAGAGACGUUUUUGUGUGGAACAUGGUUAUUCAGGGUUAUGCAAAUGCGGGGCCUUUUGUUGAAGCACUUAAAAUGUAUGAUAGAAUGAGGUUGAGUGGUGUGCCUGCAAACCAGUACACAUACCCUUUUGUGCUCAAGGCUUGUGGUGCAAUGAAAGAUGGAAAGCAUGGUCAGAUUGUUCAUGGACAUGUUGUGAAAUGCGGGCUUCAUUCAGAUUUGUUUGUUGGGAACGCUCUUAUAGCCUUGUAUUCUAAGUGCGAGGAAAUUGAGAUAUCAAGAAGAGUGUUUGAUGAAAUCCCUUGGAAAGAUUCUGUUAGUUGGAAUUCCAUGAUUUCGGGGUAUACGGCAAAUGGAUAUCCGCAUGAGGCUCUCGUGCUUUUCCGUGCUAUGUUGCAAGAUCAUGCCACAAGCUUGCCUGAUCAUGCCACUCUUGUUUCCAUUCUUCCAGCUUGUGUUCAAGCAUCAGCCAUCGAAGUGGGCUUUUGGAUUCACUCUUACACUAUAAAGUCAAGUGUGGAAGUUGAUGCUGCUUUGGGCAGCGCUCUCAUUUCUAUGUACGCAAGUUGUGGCCGUGUAACCAUUGCCAGAGUUAUUUUUGAUCAAAUCAGCGAAAAAAACGUGGUGUUGUGGAGUGCAAUGAUGAGGUGUUAUGGAAUGCAUGGACAUGCAGAUGAGGCACUCCAAAUGUUUUCCCAGUUUGUGGAGUCCGGCUUACACCCAGAUGGUGUUGUAUUUUUGUGUUUGUUGUCCACUUGUAGUCACUUAGGGAUGGUUACGAAAGGCCUAGAACUUUUCGAGGAAAUGGGAGAUUAUGGAGUAGAGAAAAAUGAGAAACAUUAUGCUUGUGUAGUAGACCUUCUGGGAAGAGCUGGGUUACUUCACCAGGCGCUCAAGCUUAUUGAGAGCAUGCCCAUCCAGGCAGGGAAAGAUGUAUAUGGUGCCUUACUUGGAGCUUGUAGAAUACAUAAUAACAUAGAGCUCGCCGAAGAAGCUGCAGAGAAGUUGUUUGUUUUGGACCCUGAAAAUGCUGGGAGGUAUAUUCUUCUGGCCAGCAUGUAUGAAGAUGCAUGUAGAUGGGAGGAUGCAGCUAGAGUGAGGAAGCUACUCAGAGACAAGAACAUCAAGAAGCCAACCGGAAGUAGUUCAAUUGAGAUGGACUGCACAUACCACACAUUUGGAGCAGAUGAUGAGUCUCACCCAUAUACAGACCAGAUUUUCAACACAUUGGAGAGAUUGGAUAGGAUAAUUGAAGACCAAACAGUAGUGGUUUAAUGGGAUUGUUGUGCCUCAGAAGAAGUGGAAGGUGCAAAUACUUUGGACUGUUAGUCCAGUACCUUGUAAAGAAAAUUUGCUUAUAAUGGUCCGUCACUGUUAGAGCAAUUGUGCUGGAU